Messenger RNA from Fragaria vesca subsp. vesca, 396 nucleotides. RefSeq names its product basic blue protein-like. Gene Ontology annotation, cellular component: plasma membrane. NCBI's taxonomy places the organism in Eukaryota, Viridiplantae, Streptophyta, Magnoliopsida, Rosales, Rosaceae. The record is from RefSeq and is a predicted model, not a curated record. Gene Ontology annotation, molecular function: electron transfer activity. Bases 1 to 396 code for a protein of 131 amino acids. The transcript is spliced from 2 exons.
AUGGCCAUGGCACGAUACAAAACUAAAGCUGCUGCUCUAAUCGGGAUUGCGGUGUUGGUUGUUUUUCCGAGCAUGGUGUUUGGAUCAGGAGUCAUAUGGGUUGUUGGAGGUGAAGAUGCUAAGUGGGAGUCUCCAGGUUUCGAUUACCAAGCUUGGUCUGAUAGCAUGAGCUUCUGGGCGGGAGAUGAAUUGGUUUUCAAGUACGACCCAUCUUCUUACAACGUCGUCGUAGCAGCUUCCCAGGACGAUUAUGAUCGAUGCAAUUUGGUUCCAAACCUUGGUGUGUAUUCGAGUGGCCAAGACGCAUUGAUCUUGACGAGUCCUGGCAACUACUAUUUCAUGUGUCAAGGAUUAUGUGAAAGCGGCAUGAAGUUUGUUGCUAGAGCCAAAGAAUGA